This is a messenger RNA of Piliocolobus tephrosceles (Ugandan red Colobus), 990 nucleotides long. RefSeq names its product metabotropic glutamate receptor-like protein R. The record is from RefSeq and is a predicted model, not a curated record. NCBI's taxonomy places the organism in Eukaryota, Metazoa, Chordata, Mammalia, Primates, Cercopithecidae. Bases 79 to 711 code for a protein of 210 amino acids. The transcript is spliced from 4 exons.
UUACUUACCUACAACAAAAAAAAAAAAAAAAAAAAAAUAGGCACAAUUAAAAUUAUUUUUGUUUUUCUAGAUGUUAAAAUGUCAAAAGACAAAAACAAUCUUAAAGUAGAAUCAUUAAGAGUAAAAUCGUAUAAGCAACAAACGGACCCACCAGAAAAAUGUAUCAAUCUUAAAAAAACAAUAAAAGACUCAGAAAAGGGCGCCAAUACAUGCACUAAAGAACAAAAUGAAUAUUCUAACCUUAGUGAAAAAAAAACGCAAACAAAAGGCAAGGGUAUAAAAAUUGAAAAAAGCAGAAUAGGCCUUAUAAAAAAUCGUAACACAACUGUAGAAAAAAAAAAAGAAACAAUCAAAUCGAAGUCGCCAUAUAUAACAAAUGAUACUAAAAAUAGUAAAGACGGUAAAAACAAAUAUAACAGCAAAAAUAAGGAAAACAAAAGUGUUGUAACUGACAUAAAUAAAGGAUAUACAAACAAUAUAAAUAAUAAAACAAACAAACAUAAAUCCAUUAAAUGCGAUAAUAAUAAUAAUGAUAAUAAUAAUGGUCAUAGUGAACAAAAACAAUCACAGUUAAAAAAAAUAAAUAGCAAUGAUGAAUUCCUUAUUAACCUUUUAAAAAAAAAAGAUAUACAUACUCAAGGAGUGAAAUAUGAAGAAGCCAAAAUAACUGAAAAGAAAAAAAAAAAUCCUCAUCAAGUAGUCAAUCAAUGACAGAUAGCUCAAAAAGUGAUGAUAUCGAUACGGUAGAUAUUUUAAAUGAGUAUAAAAAAAAAAAAAAAAAAAAAUUAGAACAAGAAAAAAAAAGGUUAAUAAAAGAAAGAAAAAAAAAACUAAUAAAAAAAUGUACAUAUAAAGAUGCAGCAACUCAAGUUGUUCUUGACAAUUUUACUGAAUACUAUGAAAAGAUAAAGCCAAAAGUUGAUACCAUAGUAGAUGAUAUUAUAAACAGGGCGUUGAAAGAAUUAUAUGAACAGCAAGAACUAAAUAAGA